CCAAUUACCCUAUCAAGCAAUUAUGGAAAAAAUAUACUAAGUGACGUCAAAAGCUCUACUUGUAAAAGAUAUCUUACUAAACUGGAAGAAACAACCACUUUAAUUAACAAUGAGCUGGAAAGCAGUCAAAGCAUACUUGUACAAAAUGAAGUCGGCAUAUUAGAUUAUAGUUUA
Dentiscutata heterogama is the source of this 174-nucleotide messenger RNA. NCBI's taxonomy places the organism in Eukaryota, Fungi, Glomeromycota, Glomeromycetes, Diversisporales, Gigasporaceae. The record is from the annotation of a GenBank genome assembly.